UAGUUAAAAGGCGUCAGUAGAUCACUAGCGUGCAAAAAUGGUGCUUAAAUUUGUACUUUUAGUCGCGUUAGCGGUUUCCGCAACAGCUAGACGGGCCCCGCACGCGGAUUACGUCGAAAGCCUAUUGAGGGCGAAUCCCGCCGCGCGGAUGUCCAGCGAUGUGGACGAGGAUAUGCUUUUAGAUGUGCCCGGCCUCGUAGCGAAGUACGGCUAUCCCAUCGAAGUCCACACAAUCACGACCUCCGAUGGCUACAUCCUGGAAGCCCACAGGAUCCCCCACGGCAGGGACAGUAACAACAGCCCGGAUCCCAACAAACCCAUCGUGUUUAUCAUGCACGGACUCCUGUCUUCUUCCGCUGACUUCCUAGUGUUAGGACCUGGUACUGCUUUGGGAUACCUGCUUGCCGAAGCCGGUUACGACGUAUGGCUAGGAAACGCCCGUGGUAACUUCUACUCCCGCAAGCACAGAUCUUUAAACCCUGACAGCAGCUUGAACCAGAACUUCUGGAAAUUCAGCUGGGAUGAGAUAGGCAACAUUGACCUCCCUGCUUUCAUAGACCAUAUCUUAGAAACUACUGGACAGUCGAAGCUCCAUUAUAUCGGGCACUCUCAAGGAGGUACCACCUUCUUGGUACUGAAUUCCUUGAGGCCUGAGUACAAUGAGAAGUUCCUGUCUUUCCAAGGAUUGGCUCCAGCGUCAUUCUUCACUUACAAUGAUGUGACCAUGUUCAAGUCUUUGGCACCCUACGAAAGUAUUAUUGACACAACCGCGUUCGCAAUGGGCCAGGGUGAGAUCUUCGGAAGCCGAGAUUUCGUCUCCUGGUUCCAGGACAACUUCUGUACUUCAACCUUCUCGAUGUUCGAGGUGGCCUGCAACACUGAUAUCACAGGACUCGUCGCUGACAGAGAGUACUAUAACUCGACAAUGAUACCACUAUUCUUGGCGCACGCUCCCGCCGGAGCGUCCGUCCGCCAAGUCUCCCACUACGGCCAAGUCAUCCGCUUCAACGCCUUCCGUCGUUUCAACCACAACGCUUUAACCAACUUGGCAGUCUACGGUAGACUUAACCCCCCAGAGUACGACCUUUCUAAGGUCACCGCCCCUUCGUACUUGCAUUACGGGUUAAGCGAUAAGGAGGUUAACUAUAAGGACCUUCUGCUUCUAUCAAAUGCCUUACCUAAUGUAGUUGGUACCUACAAAAUUGAUAGAGAUAGCUUCAACCACUAUGAUUUUAUUUGGGGUAUUGACGCGAAAGAACAAUUGUAUGAAAAGUUAAUUGCUUUGUUAAAGGAAAUUGACAGUCAGCGGUGAUUUUAAGGUUAUUGUAAAUAGUGUAAAUAUGUUAUGAUAUGAUUAUAAGGACUCCGAGGAA
Messenger RNA from Helicoverpa armigera (cotton bollworm), 1373 nucleotides. Its product is annotated as lipase 1. The transcript is spliced from 5 exons. Bases 38 to 1312 code for a protein of 424 amino acids. Gene Ontology annotation, molecular function: hydrolase activity, acting on ester bonds. The record is from RefSeq and is a predicted model, not a curated record. Gene Ontology annotation, biological process: lipid metabolic process. NCBI's taxonomy places the organism in Eukaryota, Metazoa, Arthropoda, Insecta, Lepidoptera, Noctuidae.